AUGAAGAACAGAAACCCAUCCUGGGGAUCCGUCAGGUCCAAGCUGACCCAGGAAGGCUACAUGUACAGGAUGAAGCUCGGAAAUCCUGCGCCGAACGCCAGUAGCCAACCUGCGAACCGUCGUCACUCGUCGUCCGCCUCGUCGUCGUCGGUGAAUGCACCAUCUUCCAUUCCGACGGACUCUGUCCCUUCUAGAUCGGGUGUAAAUGACACAGUCGCAGACGGCGGUAGCGCCGCCUUCCAGACUGUCAUCGAACUCCUGGAGCACUGGAAUCUUGGUGAUAACUUCAGGAGGGACCACGACCUGGACCCGAAUUCCACGUUUGAAUUCUUGUUCCAGUGCUAUGCACCUUUUGUUAUACACCGUCGCCAUAGAACGAUCCUCUUUGAGCCUGGUGACUUCCUCGAUGGGCUCAUGCUCCACGAUAGCAUGGUCGCAAAUGCUGUCCUAGUUUGGGCGGCAGACAUGCGAGAACGAUUCGGGACGGGCACACAGGGUGCGAGGGACGUGCUUUUGUCACAGCGAAACGAUGUCAUCAGAGAGCUCCGGGAGAGGAUCUCUUCCACAGAGACAUGUGCCUCCGACGCUGUUAUGAUGACAAUCCUUCUGCUGGUUGGAACUGAGCUUCUCCACGACAAUAUUGAUGCAAUGGGGACUCACCUCGGUGCCUUACGGCACAUCAUCCAAAUCAGGGGUGGAAUGGAUAGCCCAUCACUGAGCAAAUGGGUGAAGAUCCCGCUUCUCCAGUUCGAAAAUUUCCUGAACUACCGACACUUUGACCAUGUCAAGAGUUCCAGCUUCGAGGGUAUAUCGCCAAUGGGUGAAGUCCCUCACCACCAACCUUUGCCGGUAGCCCGUGCUCGUCUGGCUAAGUUGCCUCCUGGGUUCACCGAACUGUUUCGCAGCACUCCUGUCAAGGUACAGGUCGUGAAUCUUGUGGAAAGAAUGGCCCAAUGGGCUCUGCAGCUUGCCGAUCUUUCCGAGGCAGGAGCAGAUGGGGAACAGACUGCAGCAGUCGUGCAUGCAAUGACGUUGGAUGCAUUCCGGGCCUUUGACUUGCUCCAACAAGACCAGCUCGAGGAGAUGGAGCGGUUGUUGGUCAUCGGCUUGUUUUCCUUUUGCAUCUUCAUGAACGGUGAGGCGAUCUACUCGGUGAUGGAAUGGGCUCAACGACUUCACUGCAUGGCCCUUGUUGGCAAACCUAUCGCCCCAAUCACGAAUGAGGGUCGCGCAAGCAUGAUCUGGGUUGCCGCCAUGUUGAUGGCGACGGGAGGAGAUGGCUCUCCAGCGUGGCAGUUGGGAAGGCGAAUCAACAGCGCAUGCAGUGUUGCGGAUGCUGGCUUACAGGUCAUUCUCCAAACAAGUCAGAGAUAUUUUUGGGAUCAAGAUCUGACCACGAGACUGAGUGGCGGCACAAUGGGAAGCAUGCAUGGCAAUUUCUUCGGAGAUGGGGUAUGA
This is a messenger RNA of Cladophialophora immunda, 1458 nucleotides long. RefSeq lists its product as uncharacterized. The coding region runs from base 1 to 1458 and encodes 485 amino acids. The record is from RefSeq and is a predicted model, not a curated record. Lineage: Eukaryota; Fungi; Ascomycota; Eurotiomycetes; Chaetothyriales; Herpotrichiellaceae. The transcript is spliced from 4 exons.